AAACAUGGAGGAGAAAUGACAAGGCGCCUAUCAGUGUUUGGCUACAGAAGUACUCUUUUACUCAGUAUUUUGACGGUUAGAUAAGUGCUGUUAGUGGAUGUGAAACGCCACUGUUCAGUAGUGUGCUUCUGCUCCGCUCAGUAUAAAAGCGCUGGAGCUCUUGCAGCUGCAGCUCGUUGGAGAGCGCGCGCGGCUGGAGCACGAGCGCUGCGGAGAACCCACUCUGUUCUACUACAGGUUCGUUUGGCUCGCGCUGUUUGUCUGAGUAGAGGCUCGCGCUGUUUAAGCAGCGGCUCGCGCUGUUUGUCUGAGUAGAAGCUCGCGCUGUUUAAGUUGCGGCUCGCGCUGUUUGAGUAGAAGCUCGCGCUGUUUAAGCACAGGUUCGCCCUGUUUGUCUGACUAGAAGCUCGCGCUGUUUAAGCACAGGUUCGCGCUGUUUGUCUGAGUAGAAGCUCGCGCUGUUUGAGCAGCGGCUCGCGCUGUCUGAGUAGAAGCUCGCGCUGUUUGAGCAAAGGAUCUUCCCCUACAAUGAGGAUCAUUUUACAGAGGAGAUCACUUCGUUUGUUCCUGAAUGCCAUUUUCUCUAGAAGCUGGACUUUAUAUAAUGGACUAAAGAAAAUUGGACAUUGAUUUUUUUUUUCUUCCCAGAAGGAAGACGUUGAUGUUGUUUUGGGGAUUGUUGAUUUUCCAAGUGUUUUCAGGUGGGAUGAAGCCAUAUAUGACCUGAUAAAUACCUCAAAUGCUGUGUUUUUCCUUGAGAUUCAUCAGUACUCUCUCAUUGUGGAGAUGUUAUGCCUGCAUCAUUGCAACUUCUCAGGGCCCAGUGCCAUAUCACCCCUCCCCAAUCAGACCCAGGCUGUGGUGGAAGUGGCAGCCGUGGGUCAUAGGGACAACCUGACAAACAGAGCACAUAACAACCCUGCGGCCGCUGGCCUUUCCAUGACCCUGGGUGUCCUGUCCAACAUCGUAGCACUUUUCAUCUUGGCCAAGGCAUAUGCCCGACUGCGCAGACGCUCAAAGGCCACCUUUCUUCUCUUCGCCAGCUCGCUGGUGGCCACGGACUUGGCUGGUCAUAUCAUCCCUGGUGCUGUGGUGCUACGCUUCUACUCGAACGGCGUAGGGACGAGUCCUCCCACCCAUGCUGAUGCCACCUGCCAGUUCCUAGGUGGCAGCAUGGUCUUCUUCGGCCUGUGUCCACUUUUUCUGGGCAGCGCCAUGGCAGCUGAGCGGUGCCUGGGUGUCACACAGCCACUUCUCCAUGCUCGUCUUGUCUCUGGGACUCGCACCAAGAUGGCCUUGGUGCUAAUCUGGCUGGCAGCACUUGCUGUGGCCUUGCUGCCUGCUGUAAGGCUGGGAGAAUACACCUAUCAGCACCCAUGGACCUGGUGUUUUAUAAGGGUAUUAGGGGAAGUUACGGACUCAGAUUUUGCCUUCAUGCUGUUAUUCUCGGCACUUGGAUUGGGCUCAUUGGCCAUGUCCUUGGUGUGCAACACGGUUAGCGGCAUCACCCUGGUGCGUGCACGCCUGCGCAGAAGGAAAUGCCACCGUAGGACAGCAAAAUCGCAUGACAUAGAGAUGGUGGCGCAGCUCCUGGGAAUCAUGAUCACUUCCUGUAUUUGCUGGAGCCCCCUGCUGAUCUUUGGCUUGAUGUCAGUCACAAAUCGCCACAAUGGCUCCCGGGAGGAAGACAUGUACUAUAAGAAACUGAUGGUGAUGGGGGUACGUCUGGCCUCGUGUAACCAGAUCCUGGACCCGUGGGUUUACAUCUUGCUGCGGCGAGCGGUCCUCAGAAAGAUCUAUCAGCUCACCACUGGCCGCACUGAUAUGAGAGGCAGCACUUUCCGCCGCUGGGAGAUCAGCUCCUUACAGAGCUCUGAGAAAAACACCAUCAAACGGAUCUAACAGAGAUGAUGAAAAGAAGAGGGUGGAGACAGUGGAGAGAAUCUGGAUACUUUUUCUGUGCUCUAUAGUGCCUUGCAGUGUAUGUGCCGUGUGCUAGUACCCAAGGCAGAUGAAGGAAGAACAUACAGAAGCUAAGGGCGGUGGUUGCUGUGUAGUUUUGUUCUAAGGACUGCACGAUUUUGAGUUCAAAUCACAGGACUGCCACUGAGAGAGACAGUUAAUUUGCAACUGCUCUGCUAAAUCACUUUGGAUAAAUGGAAAUGGUGAUCCAGGUUGUGCCAACAAUUUAGUCUUAUUGGUUCCUCACCUUAAUGACUUUUCAAUCCUUUUACCAUAGAGACCAUUGCUGGUCUCAACAAAUGUGAAUAAUUUUGAUUUUAUGGACCUGGAUUCAUAUGCUCUACAUGUCCCUUCAUUAUUGGCUAAUGUAUAAAAGAGGACAUGAUAAGGGACACUGAUUGGCUACUAACAGCAUAACAGUGGAGGUUUGCAGAAUACCUGCCUUAGAGAUACUUAAUAUAAAGUUAAUAUCAUAUAUGCUUUAUAAAAUUCAUUAUAGAAUAAAUGAAACUUGACUGGAUCUGGGGCAUAUAAAGGAUAAAACCAUCCAAACACCUUCUUUUCUUAAAAAUCCACAGAUAUCUGCAUUUUUACCGCAUACUCCACAUGGAUUCACAUGGAUAUCGGGAAGCUUAACAGAAUGUUCACGCUAUGUUGGAAGUUGUUUGUGUCUUUCAAGGUCUAAAUAUUGUAAAUAUUCCAUUAGGGACUCAAAGUAAUGGCAGAGCUUUUACUUGAAUUGUAUUCAUAGUGAGAUGUUCUUAUGUCUGUAUUUAUUGUCUGUUUGGUUUCCCUAAUUAUGUGACCUGAAAGUAAUCUAAAUUGUAUAAAAUCUAUUGAAUGUAAUAAAUUGUGUCAUGUUGCUUUUUUGUUUCAUGCAUCAGCGUGAAAUGUACUAAUCACAUGUGCGCAAACAUCAAGUAAUCCUUCCAGGCAGUAAAAUUAAUGGAAAAUACUUUGAUGAGAGUGACAUAGUUCUGCAGUUACCUAAUGUGGUCUGUUCUGAUUUUUUAACUGCUUGUACAAUCGCAUGGAUAAUUAUGUAAUACAUUUCAAAUCUGAAACAUUGCGUAAAUUUGACCAUUUACUUACAUUUCAUGAAUUCCUUGCCUACAGAAUAUAAAAAAAAUGCCCAUUAGAAGAAUUCCAGGUAUGGUGUUUUGAAAGUAGAUAUAACUGAUAGUCUGGUUUUGGCUCAUCUUAGAUCUCAUGAAACAUGCUUUCAUCUCUACCAUCUCAGGUUACUGUCUGAAUACAGUUCCACAUCGUCUGUGGUUUUUCCAGUUUCUCCAAAAAAACUGCAGGUAGUUGGAUUAGGUAAAUUUCUAAAUUGGCCAUAGGUGUGAAUGUGUCUGCACAGUGCCCUGUGAUGAAUUGGCAUUCCAUCUGGGGUAAAUUCUUCCACCUUGUGCCCAGUGUUACUGGGAUUGGCUCUGAAUCCACUCAACCCUAACCAGAAUAAAACAAUUACGGAAGAUGAUGAUGCUCGGCCAAUCAGAGCUACCUCUGACCAAACAACGUGAAACAUAUUAAAUUUAAUCAAGCUAUCCAUGAAUACAAUCCUUGACACUGGCCUAAGCAUUUUAAGUACAGUUUUAACACUAUACCAACUGUAUUUGAUCCAGAUCCAGAUGUGUGUAAAAAUGCUUUAGAAAAUGUUCGUCUUUUUGGUUGUGAAGAGUUCAUGGAGAUGCUUCAUUAUGCUGCACUUCCCCCUACUGUCUGUUAGUAGAAUAAGGAUAGCUCUUGGACCCAUGUCUUAAGAAAUAACACACAAUCGGACAAACAAAAAUACUAAAGUUACAGAAA
Molecule: messenger RNA, 3771 nt
Organism: Pangasianodon hypophthalmus (striped catfish)
Lineage: Eukaryota; Metazoa; Chordata; Actinopteri; Siluriformes; Pangasiidae
Gene: ptger1b
Product: prostaglandin E receptor 1b (subtype EP1)
Exons: 3
Coding region: 787-1902 (371 amino acids)
Biological process (GO): positive regulation of cytosolic calcium ion concentration; inflammatory response; adenylate cyclase-activating G protein-coupled receptor signaling pathway
Cellular component (GO): plasma membrane
Molecular function (GO): prostaglandin E receptor activity; thromboxane receptor activity
Source: RefSeq, a predicted model, not a curated record